UUCCCCACCCUCAAUCUUUUGAAUCACGGUUUGAACCGGUUCUUUACAACGAACCGACUCACAGCUGUUCACUAUAAUAGGCUCAGAGCGCCUGCGCGAGAACGUAAACUUCCUUUUGGGAUCUCGUAAAAUGGGAAUAUGAGGAUUCGUUGGUGCUGCUGCAGGUCUUUGGGCCGCGUGCGGACACACUUCAUCAUCGCCUCUAUACUGUUGCUGCUGCUGGCCGGAGUCUCUCUGACCUUCUUAUUGCCUAAUAAUGAGGACCGCAGCAUUCUCCUCAAGCUCCGGCAGAGCUCCAACAACUCACUCUCUCUGCUGGACCCCAAAGAUAGUUUCACUAUAAUUAUGCAAACCUAUAACCGCACUGAUAUUCUCCUCAAGCUCCUCAACCAUUAUCAGGCUGUGCCUCACCUGCAGUGCAUCAUCAUCGUGUGGAACAACCCUCUCGAGUCGCCGCCCAGAAAACUGUGGGACGCCCUCGGCCCACACCCUGUGCCCAUCAUCUUCAAAGAGCAGAGCGUCAACAGAAUGCGCAAUCGCCUGCAGCCACACCCCGAGAUCAAGACUGAUGCUGUUUUGAUGCUAGACGAUGACACGUUGGUCAGUGUUCCUGAUAUCAGCUUUGCAUUUUCUGUCUGGAAGCAAUUCUCAGAUCAGAUUGUGGGUUUUGUUCCACGUAAGCAUGUGAGCACAGCAUCCGGAGUGUACAGCUACGGCAGCUUUGAGCUUCAGGAUCCAGACGAAGGUGGAGGCGACAGGUAUUCAAUGAUCCUAGUGGGUGCAGCAUUCUUCCAUCGGCGCUUCCUGCAGCUGUUCCAAGAGCAGCCGGGUGAAGUGCACGCUCUGGUGGACGAAACGCAGAACUGUGACGACAUCGCCAUGAACUUUGCCGUGGCACGUCAACUCUCACAGGCGUCCGAACUCAAGCGGGCCUCCGGGGUGUUCCUGAAGCCCGUAGACAUGCGGAAUCUGGAGAAGGAAGCCAGCAGCGGGUAUGUGGGCAUGUGGCACAGAGCGGAGCACAUGCUGCAGCGCUCCUACUGCCUCAACAAGCUGACACACAUCUACGGGAGCAUGCCGCUCCGCUACUCCAAUAUCAUGAUCUCACAGUUUGGCUUCCCCAGCUAUGCUAAUCACAAGAGCAGGAUAUGAUGUCAGCACAUUUGAGAGACCGAUACGAUCUAAUUUCUGAGAUAUUAGAUCAACUUUUUUGGACACAUACCAUCUCAAAAUGUACACCUCUCAUGCAAAACCCGUUUGACUGAAUAAUUGUGCAACAGUAAUAUUUUCGACAUUCACUGAUGGUUUAAUAUACACUGAUGGUGGAUAAUUAUUAUUUUUAUUUUAUUUUUUUAUAAUAUAUUUCCUUGCUAUUAUUUGUCUUGUAUACCUCACAUAUGUCCAGUAGACGGAGUGUGAAAUUUAGUGCUCCACCUUUACCAACAUAGUAUAAUGUAGAUGAAGGUAGUUUUAGUUUUUUUUUUUAACACUUAUUAUUAAGCUGUAUUAUUUUGAGUCAUAAAUAUUAUUAUUAUUAUUAUUAUUAAAAGGGAAAAAUAUAGAAAGAAUUUACUUUUCUUAAAUUUAAAUUUACUACUCAGAAAUUUAAUUCAAAAUACUGUAGCAUCAAACUGUGACAAAAAUCUGCAAAACCUCAGCAGACCAUCUACAUUAUAAUUUCCUUUUUUGUUGUUUAAUUUAGUUUUGAUAUUAACUUAUGAAUGAUUCUGAAUAAAACAGUAAAAUACAUAUAGUAAAAUUUUGUGGUAACCAGUCAUUUAAAUGUUUUUUUUAUUUAUUUUUUAACACUUGUUUUACUUCAGGAUCCAGAUUUUCAUUGGAUUUACCAAGCGGCUUAAUAUAAGUAAGCAAAAUGGAAAAAUUUAAAUGAAUAUCACUAAACUACACAGGAUCUGCUAUAUGAAAUCAUUUAUUUAAUGGUGGCUACAUGGAUAAACAAUGAAAGUAAAAGAAUAAACACCAGCAGAUGUGUGAUUUACUGUACACAAUUGACUACUGCAAAAAGAACCAAAAUAAAACAUGCCAAGAGCGUCUUAUCCAAUGUGCCUUCCUUCCUUCCCUUUAGUCUUGUUUUUGAAGUCAUUUUCACUUCUUUUUGAUAAGAAUGCAGGAAGGGCGUCAUAAACUGUUGUGCUUAGAAGUGCCCAUAACACUGAUUUACACAACUUUAUGAGCACUUCUAAACAUAAUUGCUUUUGUCCCCUUCCUGCAUCCUUAUCAAAAAGGGGUGAAAAUUGACUUAAACGAGACUAAACUAAAAGCCAUGAUCACAGACCAUCUCAGGAAGGCACAUAAGAGAUUUCUCGGGACAUUAGAGCUCAGCCAACACCUACUUAACUCUACACAGCCAUUAUAGGAAAAAUGACAAGGGAAAACAUUAGAAAGCUUUUUUUUUUUCCUUUUGUGUUAAUGUAGUCAGUCCAAUUUCAGCAUACUGGUAUAAUGAAAGCUUUUGGUAUUUCCACAAUAGCAAUUUCAAUCAAGACCUUCUGAAAUGGCUUUUGUUUGGCUGUUGUUUUGGAGUACAAGAUGCUCACUGUAUUGCAUUUCAACACCUAGAGUGUUGUAUCAGGAAUGAAACUUCCUGAUAAAAUCGUGCUUGAUUAGACUGAUAACAGAAACAGGAAGAGAAUUAACAAUGCCUGUAAAAAUUAGAAUCCAAAUCUAUUGUUGCAUUGUUUGCAGAGGAAAAGGAAAAGCAGCAUGCGUCAUAGAGUUUCCUUUUAUCUGUGCCAAAAUUUAAUCUGAACUUACAUGUAACAGUAUGAAUUUAGUGAAUAUAGUAAAACAAUAAAUCUUUAAAACUAAAAAAAAAAAAAAA
Molecule: messenger RNA, 2842 nt
Organism: Cyprinus carpio (common carp)
Lineage: Eukaryota; Metazoa; Chordata; Actinopteri; Cypriniformes; Cyprinidae
Gene: extl2
Product: exostosin like glycosyltransferase 2
Cellular component (GO): membrane
Molecular function (GO): glycosyltransferase activity
Source: RefSeq, a predicted model, not a curated record